GUUAUUGUAUCCCUCCGCUGCAGUCGCACUAGGAAAACAGCUGUGGCGAGGCUAAGGCUAGCUAGCAUCGUUUGUGUUUGUGUGUCCGCGAUUCGAGUCAGUUCUUAAGCAACCCGUACCACCGCUGAGUGACCGACUUGUUGUCUGUCAUCUCUUUUAAAGAUGAAGUUUCAGUACAAAGAAGAGCAUCCCUUUGAGAAGAGGCGGUCCGAAGGCGAGAAAAUAAGAAAGAAGUAUCCGGACAGGGUGCCAGUAAUUGUGGAGAAAGCACCCAAAGCCAGAAUAGGAGAUCUGGACAAGAAGAAGUACCUUGUCCCCUCUGACCUGACGGUGGGUCAGUUUUACUUCCUCAUCCGGAAAAGAAUCCACUUGCGAGCUGAGGAUGCGCUCUUCUUCUUUGUAAACAACGUCAUUCCACCCACCUCAGCUACCAUGGGAUUGUUGUACCAGGAGCAUCAUGAAGAGGACUUUUUCCUCUACAUUGCCUACAGUGAUGAGAGUGUGUAUGGGGACAGCCAAAGGGAAAUCUGAUCCCACUUCAACCACUACCCACCUUUCUGAGACCUCCACAUCCAUUCAUUCAUUUAAAUAUUAAAUCCAGCUCAGCAGCCUACAGUUCCCAGAGUGAAUAUGUCAAAUGCACUUUCACCACCCAUGCAUUACCCCUCUCGCAUCCAGUUCUGUCUUUAUUACUCUGCAGUCUGAAUUGUAUUUGUCUCCCGCUUUUCUUUUCAACAGUAACUAAGUGGUCUCAUGGCCAGUUCAGUUUCUAGUGUCAAAACCGAUCGUACUUUACUUAAAAACAAUGCGAGAGAUUAAUGAAAUAAUACUAGAAAUAGGCCUUUACUAUAGCUACUCCGGGUUUAAGGGAGAAAGGAUUUAAAUUGCGUGUUAUUUAGAAUGAACGCAAAUGUUUUUUUGGGGGUUUUUUUUGUUCAGUUUUGUUAGCUUGAGCUUAGGCUGAGAAAUGAAAGGAAAAGAACUCUUUCACUAGGAAAAAACAAACUAAAGUGACAAAAUUUAUUUAAAAGCAUGUCAAGGAGAAUUUAGCUUGCUACUCUGCAUUGGACCUUUGCAAGGAGUAUAACAGAAUUCAGACUAAAUAAUCAUCCUCUGCUUUCAGUGGUAAGACUAUUAUGUUGACUGCUAAUGAUUAUUGUUGUUAUUGUUGUUAAUUUUUAGAUGGCUUACUUUCUAAGGAUCGUGUAAAGCUGAGUGCAAUUUUUUUUCUUCUAUUUUUUAAGUUUUUUUUUUUUUGUUUUGUUUUGUUUUUUUGUAAGAAGAAAAAUUACAACUGAACUCUGUAUACAGCUGCGUAACUGGCUCUUUCUCUCUAUUCAUGACCAUACAUAAUAAAAUGUGAUGGAAAAACUA
Molecule: messenger RNA, 1374 nt
Organism: Haplochromis burtoni (Burton's mouthbrooder)
Lineage: Eukaryota; Metazoa; Chordata; Actinopteri; Cichliformes; Cichlidae
Gene: gabarapa
Product: GABA(A) receptor-associated protein a
Exons: 4
Coding region: 163-531 (122 amino acids)
Biological process (GO): autophagy of mitochondrion; autophagosome assembly; cellular response to nitrogen starvation
Cellular component (GO): cytosol; autophagosome membrane; autophagosome
Molecular function (GO): ubiquitin protein ligase binding; GABA receptor binding
Source: RefSeq, a predicted model, not a curated record